This is a messenger RNA of Onychostoma macrolepis, 5046 nucleotides long. It is a transcript of the gene cdh5, whose product is annotated as cadherin 5. The coding region runs from base 492 to 2807 and encodes 771 amino acids. Lineage: Eukaryota; Metazoa; Chordata; Actinopteri; Cypriniformes; Cyprinidae. Gene Ontology annotation, cellular component: adherens junction; bicellular tight junction; catenin complex. Gene Ontology annotation, molecular function: cadherin binding; calcium ion binding. The record is from RefSeq and is a predicted model, not a curated record. The transcript has 13 exons. Gene Ontology annotation, biological process: cell morphogenesis; calcium-dependent cell-cell adhesion; cell-cell junction assembly.
CUCUCAUCAAUGAAGUGCGGCGCACAUUUUGGAGCAUCUCAGCUUGUUUGCAGUCUGAAGGAAGCGAGCUGGAACUUAAUGAUCUCCCACCUCCGGCCCCCUCAGUCGCUCUCUCCCAGUCGCAAUCGCUCCCCGUCUCUUUCGCUCUCUCUCUCUCUCGUUCAGCGGUGUAAUGCUCCGCUUGCCUCUCAGAGCUACUGGUGGUCAGGGGGCUGCGAAUCUUAUCUGAUUUUCCAGAGAGGGGUUUGAAGCUGGACUGAAGAGGCAGGGACAAUAACAGGAAGCGGCCAGAGGAACUGCUGGGCUGGGCUGAUCACUUUUGCCACUGGAGUGGCCUGAUUGUCCAGUGAGCAGCUCUGUGGGAGCUCAGACAGGUUCACAUGCAGCUGGAAACAGACACCACUGACCUGAGACUGAGGAGGAUAUAAUACAACUCAUUUACUGAAGGGAUUUUCGAAUCGAGGAAGACUGUUGAAGGGACCAAAACUCUGAUGAUGAAACAUUCUGCCUGCAGGCAGAUGACUGAGCCUGGCUUUUGGGCAGGUGUCCUGGUCGUUUUAUGUACCCUCAGCGUUGGAGCUGAUGUCAACCAAGCUCUGAAAACGCCAUCCAUGCCGAGCAGAGUGCUUCAAAGGCAUAAGAGAGACUGGAAAUGGGAUAAACUUUAUGUGAAUGAGGAAAUGCCUCCAAAAAACCCUCCUGAAAAAAUUGGAAAGCUAGAGAAUACAUUUUUCGAUGCAUCUGCAAGAUAUAUCCUCUCAGGAGAAGGUGCUAAUGACGCUUUUACUGUAAAUGACAAUGGGGAUAUUGUUGUCAAUACAAAGUUGGACCGGGAGAAGCAAAGUUUCUACAAUCUGACAGCUUCACUCAUUGACUCUAAAACCAAAAAACAGCUUGACAAGGAUGAUACAUUUGUAAUAGUGGUCAUGGAUAUUAAUGACAAUAUCCCUGUAUUUCCACCUGAAAUCUCAGGAUCCAUCAAUGAAUCUUCUAAUGCAGGAUCUAUAGUAAUGACAGUAAAGGCAACUGAUGCUGAUGAUCCCACCACUCAAAAUGGAAUGAUUGGGUACAAACUUCUGAAUGGGACAGAUCUCUUCAACAUCAUCAACAUCAACAAUACAGGUGUAAUCAGAACAUUGACAAGCAGCCUUGACCGAGAGAAACAGAGUCAGUAUCUAAUUGCCAUACAAGCCAAAGACAUGCCAGACGUUAGUACUGGGAAUUCUGCUACUACGAUUGUGACUAUCAACAUUACUGAUAUAAAUGACAACAUUGCCACCUUCAAAAAGGGAGAAUACUAUUUUAAUGUAAAAGAAGACAGCAAACCUGGAUAUGAAAUUGGCAUAUUAGAAGUGGAGGACAAAGACGAGAUAAAAAACAAAAAUCCUUCUAUUACUGUACAACAGAAAUCUAAUGUGUUUGACAUUAAAAUAAAUAAUGAGAAAAAUGGAAUUCUUAGCCUCAAAGUGCCUCUCGACUAUGAAACGGAGAAGAUGCACAAGUUUAGUGUAGAUGUGUCAGAGUACACAGUGUCUGAAUCUCCAGAUAACCAAGGAUCCAGACUGCAGAUGAAAGCCAAAGUUUUCAUCCAUGUAAUUGAUGUUAACGAACCACCUGUUUUCAACCAAACUGAAUACAAGUUCAGCAUCUACGAGGGCCCGUUCGAGAAUCCAAUCAUUGGAGCUGUUUCAGCAAAGGAUCCAGAUGAAAACAGUUACAAAAUACGGUACUCUAUUGAAGACCCAAACUGUCCUGUAGCUGUGGAUCCUGUACAAGGACAUCUGUCCUUAAAGAAGCAACUGGACAGAGAGGACAAACCCUCCUACACAUUCCAGGUUACAGCUCAGGAGAAUACACCAAAUGGUCUAAUGUCCUAUGCGCUGGUUAAUCUGAAGGUUCUUGACAUUAAUGACAACGCACCAGAACUAACUAACAAGAGCCACGUGUAUAUCUGUGAGAGUGAUCAACCUGGAACAAUCAUUGGGACUGUUGGUGCCUCCGACAAAGAUGAAAAUUCAAGCAGGAUCAGUUUCACUCUGGCAAAAACCAGCUUGAACUUUUCCCUUCAUGAUAAUGGAAAUAACACUGCGAGCAUAAUGCUGAAGCAAGGCGGUUUCAGUACCGAGCACUCAGUGGAACAUGUGCUAGAAAUCGAAAUCACUGAUGGAGGGACACCAAAACAGAAGAGGACUGACCGCCUCCAGAUUAAAGUGUGCACGUGCCAGACGCCUCGACUGGUGGAGUACUGUAUGGCCUACACCCGGACGGGAAUGAGCGUCAGCGCCCUCUUAGCCAUUCUUCUCUGCAUCGUCACCAUCCUGGUCAUCGUCAUCCUCAUUGUGUUGCGGAGGCGCUAUCAGAAGGAAGUUUUGGUUAGUAAGUCUUGUGGCGAGAUCCACGAGCAGCUGGUGAGAUAUGACGAGGAAGGCGGUGGAGAAAUGGACACUAAUGGUUAUGACGUCUCCAUCCUGUCCUCUGCUUGUCACGACAGCAGCUUUCGGCCCAGCACGGGGCCUUCGCUGUACGCCGUGGUGAAGAAACCCUCUGCUUGUAAGGGUGACAUGGCCAUGAUGAUCGAGGUGAAGAAGGAUGAGGCCGACCACGACCGUGAUGGGAUUCCCUACGAUACUUUACACAUCUACGGCUAUGAGGGAUCUGAAUCCCUGGCCGGUUCCCUCAGCUCUUUGGACUCAUCCUCCAGUGGGUCCAAUCUGGACUACGACUUCUUGCAUGAGUGGGGACCUCGUUUCAGGACCCUGGCUCAGCUCUAUGGAGUAGACGGCUCGGACUCUGAUAGCUCCGACUGAUCCUACUGAAGGCCAGGGUUAUCAGGUAGCCAUCGUCCUAGGAGGACACAUCAGCAUGAGACUGCUGUCUUCUCUUCAUGGGACUUUUUGUAAGGGUCCCUUUAAGAAAGGGAUAAACAAGUGCCAAUGCUUGUUUCCUUCAUGCAUUGUUAUGACAUUAUGAUGAGCACUACUGUAUUUGUAAUUUUCAUAGAAUUAGUGUAAGUUAGUAGAAAAACUUGCCUUGGUUUUUUAGACUUGUUUUGUCUGGGUGGGUUUUGUAUAAAACAGCGUUGGACAAACUCUCUGGUUUAUCCUUACAGCAAAUCUGAUUUCAUUUUGACACAAAAUAUCUGUGUUCAUUUUGUGAAGGAUUUUUUCUUUUUUCUUUUUUCUUUUUGCGUGUAUUGUAUUACUCAACCCAAUCUCAUGAGAAAACAUCAUUAUUUUACGUUUUGGCAACUUGGUGGUGAAUUCGUAUGAACUUGUAUGAUUAGAUUCAUACGAAAAUACAAAAAUGUUACCCACCCCUAAACCUAACCAGUAACAUAAAACUGAGAUUAUACAAAUAAUAUGAAUUUGCAACCAAACUUAAAAGUUACAAGUAGCGAUGAGAUUGUGUUGUCCUUAAUAUUUUCUAACAUUGUUUUUUUUUGCAUCUUGUAUUCCUAGAAAUCCUCAGUGUGCCAGUUUAUGAUUUUUUUACUAUGUAUACAAGUGUUUUCUGGAUUCAUAGUCAGUGUAAUCGCGGAGCCAGCAUUGUUCAGCAGACUCUUCUCAUCAGGAAAACUACUGUACUGCCAUGGGAGCAACAAAGGAAGUGGUGAUAACAGUACAUUGAAAGAAUUAAAGGCUACUCCAAGUUUAUUUGACAGGAAUCAUCAGCACAUCGAUUGUUAUGAGUAAAGGCCAAAUCUCAAAGGUCCACCAUUAUAAGGCAAUUGCAAACGUCUCAGGAAACAUGCAGUGAGUUGUAUGCCUGUUGAAAUGCGAGAAGUGGUCUGAAUAACUGUAAUACCAAGUGAAUCAAAACUUAAGCGUGGCUAUAUAUUUAACAGCGCCAUUUAACUUGUUAAAUAUUUUGAUGAUAGUUAAAACCAAAAUAUGUAGCGGGCCAGCCAGUGUCUUGACAAUAUUGUCCGUCUUUCAUUCAAGACUAAAUAGACAAGAGGAUCUCCUUUCAUUGAAAAAAUUGUAAACCAUCUUUAUACCUUAAAUAUUUACCUCUGUGCACAAACUCUACCCUGUUUCCCCAUUAACCACAGGCACAAUAUGUGGAAGCCACCUUCUCCCUUUCCUGUAGGGAAUUACACACCAAGCACUCUUCUCCUGUCUUGUUAAACAUGAGCAGCUCCGUCACUGAAAUGUCAACUUCCUGUCUGUAUGAGCACAAGGAAAUGCACUUCCUGUUCCCUUAUCUUUUAAGUGAAGGAACAGAUUGAAACCUUUUUCCUGUUUUGUCGUCUUGGAGGGAUAAAGAAAGAAAACUUAGGAGAGCAGGAAAAUGUUAAAGAACGAUAUAAAAGCUGUCUUGGUCACAAAGGCAUUGUCCUUCAAGACAAACGGUGCUGCUCUUGAAUGUUUCUUUUUCUUUCUUGUUUUCACCAUACAAUUUAAUUAGUUGGUUUUCAUCUCUUUUUUUUUUUAAUGAAAAAUGAUGUGUUAUUCUGGUUGUAGAAUUAGAUGUUCAAUCACUAAUGUAUGUAACUAGUGGGCAAAGACUAUUACAGUAAAUGAAAAUCAGAUAGACUGCACAUCUUCUCAUGAUGGACCCAUCAUGUUUCUCAAGUAAAAUAAUGUACAGAAAGUUCGAGAAAAACUGGAAUCGUAAUUAAAAUGGCCUUCACUUGAUAGCCUAUGUGAUUGUUCAUUAUUGUUAUCAUAUUUCAUGUAGGUAUGUAUGCUUUGAAUUAGCGGUUAUCGACAUUAUGGCCAGUUUAAAGUGCGUAGUGUGUUGAAUGAACAUUAUUCCUAUCGAACAAAAGUGUCUGAGAUUUGUUGGGAAGGUCCAGUAGAUGUCAGUGUUGGGCAGUCAGACUAAACAUUUCAGUAUAUGGUUCUUCUGUGUGUUAAGAGGGACAAAAAUAUGUGCCUUUUUUCUAUUGUUGCUAUUGUUAAAAAUAUUCUUUUUGUUUUCUGUUUUGAAACUGCCAAGUUUGUAUUUGAAUAAUAAACUUCCAUAAAAUAGGUUUAGUGUCCUUAAUAUAAAAUAAAGUGUAGAAAAAAAUAAAGAAGACAAAAUGUCUUCUGCUGAACAGUG